AUGCCUCCCUUGGCCGAAACGGAUGCCAAUGUGGCCGCUAUUGACCGCAAAUACUGUGGUGGACCGUGCCGUUUUGUACUGCCCAUCUUUCUGAUGGAACAAGAAUCCAAGGCACAGAUGCAUUUUCGCCAGCUGGCUUUUAUGGCGGGCAUGGCCAACCGUACGAUUGUGUUGCCCAAUGUGGGACGAUCUCGAUUAGGAGCAUGCCUAGAGCAUGAUUUUUCCUUUUACUAUUCCGAGGAGUGGGCUCGGAAGAAUGGGGAGCAUUUCAAAUAUAUCACCAUGACCGAUUUCCGAGCGUGGCUCGCUGAACGACAAGAAGCAAAACCACGUUCCCAGCACAUGUAUAUCCAUUUGGAUCAAGGACGCGUGCAAAUGCCGGAAGUGGACAAUUGUUUCGCUUCCCAACUCGAUAUUGCCCCAGGUUCCGAGCAGCGAUUAUACCUUCAUGAGACUUCCAAUACCGCCAAACGUGCCCAGUUUGAGCGACAGGUUAAAGCCUUCUUGCUUGGGAAUCCCAAGCCGAGUCGAGAGACCGACGUGGAUCGCUAUCAACACAUUGAAGUACUGAGCGUGUUCUACGAUCGGAGGUUCCCAUUUGUGCAUCAUCCAGAUGCGGCGGUUCCCAUCGCCUACAGCACCCAACUCGUUGCCUUAGCUGAUGCUUUAUCGGCCAAACUCGCUCCUUACUGUGCCGUGCAUUGGCGGACAGAGCGCGUGGAUCCGCCUGAAAAUCUUGUGUUUUGCGCCGAAUCCUUGGUCUCGAUGGUAUCGGAUCGACUGGAAUCCGUGAAAGCCAUCGAUGGUGUCAAGCCCAACUUUUUCUUGCUCACCGAUUAUCCUCACAUAAUCCCCGAAAAACCCACGGAAGCCAACACCAGCUCGGACUUUAUGCCUGCUUCUUCCAGUUUCUCGCAAAACUCACUCACGCGAUAUCAUCAUGCGGCGAUACAUUAUCUUUACAAGCAUAUGCAAAUCCAGCUCACCCACCUUGAGCAACAAAAAGAGACGCCACCCGUGCACACGCCCGCCAACUGGACCAUGCUGCCCAUUCCCGCUUCCAUUGCUGCGGAAGAUACCGGGUUCCUUGGGAUUCUUGACAAGCUCCUCGCCAUCCGUGCGGAUGUAUUUUUGGCUGGAAAACCCGGUGUCUGUGGACGCAAGAGCAGCUUCACGAGCCUUAUUAUUCAUGAACGUUUGCGACGUCAGGCGGAAGAAUCCGGCGAAGCAGUAAAUGCAACAUGGAGCGACUACAGUAUCGACCGUCAAGGCCAAAUGAGAAACAUCAUUGACUAUUUUGACCUUCCACCAGACAUCAUAACUGCCGCAUAA
Radiomyces spectabilis is the source of this 1332-nucleotide messenger RNA. RefSeq lists its product as uncharacterized. The coding region runs from base 1 to 1332 and encodes 443 amino acids. NCBI's taxonomy places the organism in Eukaryota, Fungi, Mucoromycota, Mucoromycetes, Mucorales, Radiomycetaceae. The transcript is spliced from 2 exons. The record is from RefSeq and is a predicted model, not a curated record.